AUGGAUCUCCCGCAAACGCCAGAAGACAUCGAGGAUGUUGUCGAUGCUUUUGAUUAUUCAUACGCGGAUGUUUGGGGGGAUUACGACGAUUAUGGUAUCUACAUGGGAGAGGAAGAAAGAGAGGAAGAAGAAGUGACCGAGGUUGACGUAACAGAACAAAUAACGAAAGUCGAAGUCGAAAAGAUAGACGAAUUGGUGGCUAAGGUCGAGGAAGAGGAGGAAAAACCGCGUCGCCUGAUCUUGACUCCGGUUAGGAGGAAAGUGGUCACCACCGAGUCCGAGGAGACAUUGGUCACGCCGGAGGAGGAAGUAUCUGUCACGAGCUAUGAAACUACCACCGAGAGCUCGGUCCAUCCGUGCCUGCGCGACAUAGACAUCAGCGACUCCAAGCUGAAACUGGUGGAUCCCUACACGGUGUAUCCGAUCCCGCCCGAUCCCGGCUUGAUACCAGCUUUCUGGGUGUUGUACGAUCGCCCGCCGACCUACCACGAUGACUUCGGACGGAAAUAUUACGAUGCGACGAAGCGCACCGGCGUCAGGCCGAUUGAAUCGUUGAGGCACAUGCUCGUGACCGACGAGGUGAACUUGUGCUACUGCGGGCUCGAGUCGCGAGCGAUGAAAGCGAUCUGCGAGGGUCUGUCGGGCAACACCUUCGUGCGGAAAGUGGAUCUCAAGGACAACAGGCUGUCCGAGGAAGCGUGCGGGCAUUUGAACAAGAUGCUGCUGGAGAACAACGCGAUCACCAGCCUGUCGCUCUCGGCGUGCCGGAUCGGCGCGAACGGCGCGAGGAAGUUGUACAACGCGAUAUCGACGAGCACGACGCUGAAGUCGCUCGACCUUAGCGACUGCGACAUCGGGAACGAAGGCUUCGAACAUGUCGCGUCCGCGUUGUCCGACAGUCCAGCUCUCGAGAGCGUCAAUCUGUCGGGCAAUCGUCUGGACGAAUCGUGCGCCGAAAAUCUGCGGGAUAUGCUGUUGCGCAACGUUCAGCUGAAGGAUCUGGACCUGUCUUGGAAUUCCCUGUACAGCGCCGAGACCUGGAAGGCUCUAGUGAACGGGCUCACGAAGAACGAAACGCUGCUUUCCCUGAACUUAUCCUGGAACGGACUCCAGUCGGAAUGCGUGCGUUAUCUGUGCCAGUUGCUGUUACAGUCGCGGAACAUCGAGAAGCUGAAUCUCAAUCGAAAUAAUCUCACAGAAGAAGACGCUGUGCACAUCGCAAGCGCUCUAGCCAAAAAUAAUACGCUUCAAAAACUAUAUCUGAGUAACAAUCCUUUAAAGGCGCAAGGUGCUCUAGUCUUGGUUCAAGCGAUGAAACCACGGGAUGUUGUUUUACGCCUCCUGGACUUGGAAAACGUUUGGGCGAAAAAGGAUAUUCUGCCAGAGUUGGAGAGAAUCAAGGUGUUGAAACCGGGAGUCGUAGUCAGGCUGGGCGGUAUUCUGAGUAAUUACAAGCUUGUCGGACCGAAUGAGAGGAAAAUACUUCUGAAAAGAGCGAAGCACGAGGCGAUGAUGCCGAAAAGGAAGAAGCAACAACGGGACUUCGGCCAAUUCGUGAUAUCGUUACAAGAUAGUGAUAUUUUUCGACAGAGAUUCAAGUCACUGAUAAGGAAAUUCAGGCUGAAGCUCUCGGAAACACUCGUCGAAGAGCUUAUGAGGGUAUUCGAGGGUAAGAAGAAAAAUACUGUCGAUCAACAACUAUUAAAAUCAUGUUAUUUGGAAGAGUAUCCUGAAACGAUAUUAUCAAUGCUGAAGAAAAAAGGCAUCAAAUAGGCAGAAGAGAAAUGAGAAGGGAAUAGAAGUUAGCAUAAAGGAAAAC
Dinoponera quadriceps is the source of this 1819-nucleotide messenger RNA. RefSeq names its product leucine-rich repeat-containing protein 74B-like. The record is from RefSeq and is a predicted model, not a curated record. The coding region runs from base 1 to 1773 and encodes 590 amino acids. The transcript is spliced from 6 exons. Gene Ontology annotation, molecular function: protein binding. Lineage: Eukaryota; Metazoa; Arthropoda; Insecta; Hymenoptera; Formicidae.